Columba livia (rock pigeon) is the source of this 582-nucleotide messenger RNA. RefSeq names its product mitochondrial ribosomal protein L33 (gene MRPL33). Bases 65 to 316 code for a protein of 83 amino acids. Gene Ontology annotation, biological process: translation. Gene Ontology annotation, cellular component: mitochondrion; ribosome. The record is from RefSeq and is a predicted model, not a curated record. The transcript is spliced from 4 exons. Lineage: Eukaryota; Metazoa; Chordata; Aves; Columbiformes; Columbidae. Gene Ontology annotation, molecular function: structural constituent of ribosome.
CUCAGGCCCGUCCCUCAGGUCACGGAACCGGCGGCCUGGUCUUCCCUGACCCCCGGGGACAGGGAUGGGGUGGCGUCCGGGGGUGAAGGAGAGCAAGUCCCGCGGGAGAGGCCGUGUGAGGUGCCCGUCACAGGGUCUGGUGGCCAAGAGCAAAUCUAAAUACAUUCUGGUGAGAAUGAAAAGUGCGGCUGAGACAGGCUACUGUUUCAACGUGAGGAGACUCCGACUGCAGGAAAAACUGGUCCUGCUGAAAUACGAUCCCAUUGCAAAACAACGUGUCCUCUUCACAGAGAAGAGAAAAAUCCGCUCUAUCUGAACAAUGACUGGACUUGAUUUAUGCACGAGGAGAGGAUGGUUUGAGGGGGAGAAAGAGGUGAAUGCUGAUUCAGAAAUACAGCAACAUGGGCUGAAAAGAGAGGAAAUGAACUGGGAUCACCAUCUCCUGUGAUUUGAAGGCCAUUGUGAAUAAAACAAUGUAGAGAGAGAAAAUUCUUCAUGUCUGGACAUAGAUCAUCACAGUAACAUUUAUUUAUCUUUUGAGUUAUUUUUACAGUACUCAAUUAAAAAAAAUUAAAUAGCAAA